ACCCAUAAAAGAUGGAAACCUGUGUGAGUGUGUGAACUUAUUUAACUACACUCAAUGUCCUCACUGAGCAAACUGCUUUAUUGACUUGAAGACACACCUGUUUUACACACGUCACUCAAACACAGAACCAGGAAACAGGAAUCACGUGAGUUCAGGGAAAGAGAAACUGAAGUGUAGUUGAGCUGUUGUGUUUGUGUCUCUGUAUUCAUGCAGUAAAAUGGCAGGAGCCAGAAUUUUUCAGGAUGAGUUCAUGUGUGCAGUGUGUCUGGAUCUUCUGAAGGAUCCAGUGACCAUCCAGUGUGGACACAGUUACUGUAAGAGCUGUAUUACAGGCUGCUGGGAUCAGGAGGAUCAGACGAGAGUCUACAGCUGCCCUCAGUGCAGACAGACCUUCAGUCCAAGACCUGCUUUAGCUAGAAACACCAUGCUGGCUGAAGUGGUGGAGAAACUGAAGACGACCAAACUCUCUGCUGACUGUGACGCUGGAGCUGAAGAUGUUCAGUGUGACGUCUGUACUGGAAGAAAAUACAAAGCCGUCAAGUCCUGUCUGGUGUGUCUGAACUCUUACUGUCAGAAUCACCUCGAACAACAUGAGAGUUUGUUUAAAGGAAAGAGACACAAUUUGACUGAAGCCACUGGACGACUGCAGGAGAUGAUCUGCCAGAAACACGAGAAGCUCCUUGAGGUUUUCUGUCGCACUGAUCAGGAAUGUAUAUGUGUGCUGUGUAUGGAUGAACAUAAAAACCACGACACUGUAUCAGCUGCAGCACAGAGGACAGAGAAACAGAAGCAGCUGAAGGAGACGCAGAAGACGCUCCAGCAGAGAAUCCAGCAGAGAGAGAAAGAUCUCCAGCAGCUGAGAGAGGCUGUGGAGUCUCAGAAGCGCUCUGCACAGACAGCAGUGGAGGACAGUGAGAGGAUCUUUACUGAGCUCAUCCGCUCCAUUGAGAGAAGCCGCUCUGAGCUGAUACGGCUGAUCAGAGAUCAGGAAAAGCAAGCAGUGAGUCGAGCUGAAGGACGACUGGAGCGACUGGAGCAGGAGAUCAAUGAUCUGAGGAGGAGAGACGCUGAGCUGGAGCAGCUUUCACACACACAGGAUCACAUCCAGUUCCUGCAGAGUUUCCAGUCUCUCUCAGCACCUCCUGAAUCUACAGAUGGAAAUGAUGAUCCCUUCACUUCUCUCGUCUCUUUUGAUUGCCUGAGAGAAUCUGUCCAUCAGCUCAGAGACAAACUGGAGGAUUUCUGCAAAGAGGAGCUCCAGAAGAUCUCAGACAGAGAAACAUUCACCAACAUUGUUCCCAGAACCAGGAACCACUUCCUACAAUAUUCCCAUCAGCUCACUCUGGAUCCAAACACUGUGAAUAAACACCUCUGUCUGUCUGAGAGCAACAGAGUGAUAACAUUCACUCACACAAUCCUGUUGUAUCCUGAUCAUUCAGACAGAUUUGAUUAUUAUUCUCAGGUGUUGUGUAGAGAGAGUGUGAGUGGACGCUGUUUCUGGGAGCUGGAGUGGAGUGGAGAUGUGUAUAUAUCAGUGUCAUAUAAGAGCAUCAGCAGGAAGGGACGGGGUAAAGAGUGUGAGUUUGGAUAUAAUGAUCAGUCCUGGAGUUUGCACUGCACUUCCUCCAGUUACUCAUUCUGGCACAAUUACAUAGAGACUGUUCUCCCUGUAGAGUCCAUCAUUAGUAGAAUAGGAGUGUUUGUGGAUCACGGUGCAGGAACUCUGUCUUUCUACAGCGUCUCUGACACAAUGAGCCUCAUCCACACAGUCCAGACCACAUUCACUCAGCCGCUCUAUCCUGGGGUUAAUGUUUAUCUUAGUGGAUCAUCAGUAAAACUGUCUUGAUGAAUCAGAACAGACUGAUGACAGAUUCUACACAUAAUGCUUUCAGAUGCAUGAUGAAUCAGUAACAGUGAGAUGUUAUAGUCUCUUCUUUUCUCUUCAUUACAUUAAUACUGCAGUGAAAUAACGUCACAAUAAAUGUGUAAUAAACCCUCAUACAGACAGUAAGAUCAGUGUGUGUUUGAGUCCUGCUGAGUGACCAUGUGUUUCUGUGCUUCUCUCAACCUCUGUUUGUGUUGAUUGAAAUUGGUCAUUUGUAGCGUCAUAUCAAUAAUUUCUAUUAUCAAAAUUACCUUUCAAUUAAAAUUAUAACACACAGUCAAUAAAACAUUCUCCCAUUUCA
Messenger RNA from Onychostoma macrolepis, 2186 nucleotides. Its product is annotated as tripartite motif-containing protein 16-like. Gene Ontology annotation, molecular function: protein binding; zinc ion binding. NCBI's taxonomy places the organism in Eukaryota, Metazoa, Chordata, Actinopteri, Cypriniformes, Cyprinidae. The record is from RefSeq and is a predicted model, not a curated record. The transcript is spliced from 6 exons. Bases 218 to 1846 code for a protein of 542 amino acids.